CAAGGCUGUAGGUAGUGACAGUGCACAUGGGUCUCUGAAGCGAGUGGCUGACCGCAGUAUUCUUCAGUUUUGUGUUCCUCCUGUGUUUUGUGAAGUGACAGCAUCGGAGGUUAUUAUGGGCAAGAAGAAGGCGGGCGGAGGAGCCGUGCUGGGCAGAGCUCUGAUCAAGGAGAGGCUCCAGGCAGGCCGGGGAAACAAAAGGGGCGACUCUUGGCUCCACACCAGUGAACUGAAUGAUGGCUACGAGUGGGGGCGGCUGAACCUGCAGUCAGUGACAGAACAAAGUUCCAUGGAUGACUUUCUGGCCACAGCUGAACUGGCAGGAACAGAGUUUGUUGCAGAGAAGCUCAAUAUCAAGUUUGUGCCGGCAGAAGCUCGAGCGGGCUUAUUAACAGCUGAGGAGAAAAGCGAACUGAUGAAGCUGCACGAAGACAACAAACAUUUCCUCAGAAUUCCGAGACGACCCCACUGGGAUGAAAGUACGAGUCCAGAUGAGCUUCAGCAGACAGAGAAAGACAGCUUCUUGGAGUGGAGACGAGCACUUGCACAGCUGGAAGAGGAGCAGAAGUUAAUUCUCACCCCGUUUGAGAGAAACCUUGAAUUUUGGAGACAGCUGUGGAGAGUGAUUGAGAGGAGUGACGUCAUUGUUCAAAUUGUUGAUGCCAGAAAUCCUAUGCUGUUCAGAUGUCUGGACCUUGAGUCCUAUGUUAAAGAAGUUUCAGAGCAUAAGGUGAACAUGCUUCUGGUGAACAAAGCUGACCUACUGACCAGGGAGCAGAGGCGAGUCUGGGCCAAAUACUUUGAGAAAGAGGGGCUGAGGGCAGUUUUCUGGUCUGCUCUGGCUGAAGGCAACAGGCUGGAUGCAGAGGAAAAGGGCAUGGAGAUGGCCGAUCCAGAGUGUGAAGAGAGUGAUCCAGAAGAAGGAGGACGGCAAAUUAAAGAAGACGCUAGUCAGAAAGGUGCAGAUGGAGAGGAAGAGGUAAAGAAUAAGGAGGAUGAGUACAAAGGGGGAGAACAGAGUGACAUAGAGGAAGAGCAGGAAGAGGUAAGCAUAGAUGAGGAGGACUGGAAGACCUGUUCAGAAGGCGAGGAAGAAGCAGAGGGAGAGACUGCUGGUUCAUCCAAUGCAUCUUUCCACAACUCCAGCCAUCUGCUGCGCAAGGAUGAGCUGCUGGAAAUGUUCAAGGCUGUUCACAACGGCUCCAGGGUUAAAGAAGGGCAGCUGACAGUGGGACUGGUCGGGUAUCCUAAUGUGGGAAAGAGUUCAACCAUCAACACUAUUCUGAGGAACAAGAAGGUUUCUGUCUCAGCCACUCCUGGACACACUAAACACUUUCAGACGUUGUAUGUGGAGCCAGGCCUGUGUCUCUGUGACUGCCCAGGUCUGGUCAUGCCCUCCUUCGUUUCUACCAAAGCUGAGAUGAUCUGCUCUGGGAUUCUGCCCAUAGACCAGAUGAGAGACCACGUACCUGCGAUCUCACUCAUAUGUCAGAUGAUCCCUCGGCAUGUGUUAGAAGGCACGUAUGGCAUCAAUAUUAUCAGACCGCGGGAAGAUGAAGACCCUGACAGACCGCCCACUGCGGAAGAGCUGCUGAUGGCGUAUGGAUAUAUGAGAGGUUUCAUGACGUCGCACGGCCAGCCCGAUCAGUCCAGAUCGGCCCGCUACGUCCUGAAGGAUUAUGUGAGCGGCAAGCUUCUGUACUGCCAUCCCCCUCCACAUAUAAAACCUGAAGACUUCCAGCCGCAGCACAAAAAGUUUGAGAAGAGAGACUCAGACAGCAGUGACCUCUCCACAGUAAUGAACAGACAACACAAAAUUAAGAGAAUCGAAAACGUGGUUGACAAGAACUUUUUCCAUCAGGAGAACGUGCGGGCACUCUCCAAAGGAAUUCAGUCUGUGAUGGGCUACAAACCAGGCAGUGGACCUGUGGGUCCAGGCAAAGCUGAAUCAGAGAUGGCAGUGGGCAAACCCUGGAAAAAACACGGCAACAGGAACAAGAAGGAGAAAGUGCGGCGGGUUACUAAGCAUCUGGAUGCCUGAUUAUGAUCAGAAAAUCUAAGUUUAUUUGAGCAACUUAGAUCUGUGAACUGUACUUUAGGAAAAACCCUGAAGCACAGUUCAUGUGUGAUUCCAAGGGAAUUAAUUCUGAGUGCUUUGUGUAGAUGAAGGCCCCCUUUAAUCCUGUGAGUGUGGAAAAGUCAGGCCGUCAUGACAUUAACUAAUGAGGUGCAUAAUCUGUCGGCUCUGGUUUUAACAAAAUGGUGCAGUGCACUCUGUCAGGCUGAUCACCAGUUAAAGAGCAACCAAUCGAUUCACCAUCCAAAAUUGUAUUCAAGGAUGACACAUAAAGUCUCUAUGAAUCAGUUAAAAUACUGUAUGUUGACUUUUAUACAUUUAAAGCAAUGCUCUUUGUAACUUAACCGGGUUACGUAGAAUAAACAUAUGCUUUCAUGUUGGUGUGCCACUUUUUUGUCAUAUUUCCAUAACAAUAUAUUAAUUAAUGCUUCAGUGUAAAUACAAUAUUUUGUAUUUGUAAUAGAAGACUAUGCAAUAGCAAGUUUUGUAAUCUGAAUAAGUUAAAUUUUGCCAACUCUAAGACCCGAACUCCUUCAUGGGAUGCAUUUUUAAUUUCUCCUUGCUCUGGGCUGAUUGGGACCUGAUGAAUGUAAAAACAAAGAAUGAUGUGAUUUUGAUUUUUAUUUUUUUUAUACCCGAUUUUUGUUUCUAAGAAAAAUGAGAUCCACUCAUGAGGACAUUGGCUUUAAAUUUCGAUCGAACAGAGGCAGUAUAACAUCCUCGUAAGUGGAUAUCAGGCCCUUGUACAGCAAAAUUUGGUAUUUUAGUCUAGACAACCCAAAAUGUAAAAUGGACUGGUUCUUAUAUAGCGCUUUUCUAGUCUCCUGGAGUACUCAAAGCACUCUAUACAACACGCCGCAUUAACCCCAUACACACCCAUUCACACGAGCACUAUUAUCUAUACAGGGACUGCUUUCUAACUAUCAUUCAUACACAUUCAUACUCCGAUGGAUGCAUCGGAGAGCAAGUAGGGGUUAGUACAGGGGUGGGCAAUCUCAGUCCACGAGGGCCGGUGUCCCUGCAGGUUUUAGAUCUCACCUUGGGUCAACACACCUGAAUCACAUGAUUAGUUCGUUACCAGGCCUCUGGAGAA
Pelmatolapia mariae (spotted tilapia) is the source of this 3170-nucleotide messenger RNA. It is a transcript of the gene lsg1, whose product is annotated as large 60S subunit nuclear export GTPase 1. The record is from RefSeq and is a predicted model, not a curated record. The transcript is spliced from 14 exons. Bases 116 to 2041 code for a protein of 641 amino acids. Gene Ontology annotation, biological process: ribosomal subunit export from nucleus. Gene Ontology annotation, cellular component: cytosol. Gene Ontology annotation, molecular function: GTPase activity; GTP binding. Lineage: Eukaryota; Metazoa; Chordata; Actinopteri; Cichliformes; Cichlidae.